Molecule: messenger RNA, 1390 nt
Organism: Drosophila serrata
Lineage: Eukaryota; Metazoa; Arthropoda; Insecta; Diptera; Drosophilidae
Source: RefSeq, a predicted model, not a curated record
CCGCUCGCAUUGAGAGUCAAAAUUUACAGCCUGCAAAUCGCAGUUAUAUAUCAUCCGGGUGGUCCAAGGAGACGUCGCUAUAGGUUAUGUGUUAAAUGGCAUAGAUUUGACUUGACAAUCACUAUUCCGAAAGCAAAGUUUGAAGAAAAAGCCACGAUGGAAGACCUUGAAGGGAAGACUUCUAAAGCUGAAAUGGAUUUCAUAUCAGAACUCACUAAUGAUAUCAACGCUGCAACAACCAAACCAAUAUCAAAUUCAAUUGAAGAUAUUAAUAUUAAAACACCAGUUGAACAAAAACCCAUCAUGGAGGACCUUGAAGGGAAGACCCCAGAAGCAGAAAUGAAUAUAUCAUCAAAAGGCACUAAUGAUAUCAACACCACAACAUCCAAAUCAAAUGCAAUUGAGGAUAUUAAUAUUACCCCACCGAAGAUCCUUGACGGAAAAGAGCCUAUAACUCCCAUUGUUGGUGUUCCACAAAUUGAAGAAAUUCAGUUCGAAAUUGACUCUGAGAAAGGCAGUGAGAACGAGAGCAGCUCAAUUCCCCAGAGAUUUGCCCCUAUCAGAGAAUAUAACACUUUAGAGGUACUGGACAAUAUUAGGAAUGCAACAAGGGAAAGGUUAAACAGAAACUCACAGUUCUGGGAAUAUCAAGAAAAUCAAUUGCGAAAUCAACUUGAAGAUUUUACCAACCAAUUAUAUAGAAAAACUAUGACGAUGCUGAAAAAGCAUGACAUAAGGCUAAGGCAGAUGUAUAACCAUCUUGAAGUUAUGGAAAAUGAAAUCGAUGAUGAGAUGGCCCCAAAAGUGCAAUCCAUCCAUAAGAAGGGUGAUGCUGAUCGCAUAAAGAUAAAACGAGGAUUUUUAAAAAACCAUAGACUGAAGUGGGAUAACCCGUCUUAUAUUGUACAGAAAAAAGUGGUAUAUCAUGGUAUUUGCGUUUCGACGAUAAUCAAGAUAAUCCUGAAGAGCCGUUUACAGAUGAAGUGCUGGCUGACUUUCCUAGAGAGAUGAAGGAGUUUUGGGAUGCGAAAUGUGUACAAUUUGAGAAAGAAAAACAUGCUUUACUUACAGAAAAACAUAAUUUUCAAGCUUAGAAGGAUUUAACUCUAAUCAACUCUAAGAACAAUAAUCGAACACCCACGGAUGAUUCUUCAGUGGCAAAUGAAGUCACCAAUCCGUCACCUAAACAAAAUCAAGGAGAGAAGAUUGAGUUAAAUAAGCAGGAGGAGGAGGAUAACUUAAAACUUUCUGAUUAAGACGAAACCAAUUGAUAAUGAAGAAAAUACAAUCCUCAAGAAGAAGAUUAAGAAAUUCAACUUUCAUUGAAUUAAUUAUACAAAUUUAUUUAACUUCCCAAUAAAUGUAUUCCGGAUGGAAUGUUUAAGCUAAA